AUCACAGCUUAGGAGGCGGGAUUUGUGUGAACACGCUCGGAAAAUGGUUGCUGUAGCGACGCGGUGAUACGUUAAAGAAAAAAAACAGCCUUGACACGACGUCUGUAUCCUUGAGUGAUGUUCAGCAUCCCUUCCUCACUCGGCAUGCUUCACUCCCAGAGCGUCCAGCUCCUGUGUCUCACGGCGUCCAGCGGCGUUCCGCUCUUCUGCCGCGGCUCCACCAAGCAACUGCCCUUCUCCAUCAUCGGUUCCCUGAACGGCGUGCACAUGUUCGGGACGGGCCACGAUGCUGCGCUGUCCUGCUGCGAGACCGAACGAGGUGGACGUGUGCUGUGGAGAGUCUUCCACGACAGCCUGAUGCUCAUCGGCAUCAGCAGCAACGCUGACGUUAGCGAGCUGCACUUGCGGCGUUUGCUGGAGAACGCCUGGAACUGCAUGGUGCUCGUACUGGGCCUGGACGAGCUGGCUAACACGCGGAACGUAGAGCGGCUCAAGAGAGAGCUGCGCUCUUGCUACCGGUUAAUCGACAUGCUGCUCGAACGCGGCAUGGACGAUCGCGAUGGCGAUCGGGGCCUGAUGGGAGAUCUGACGCACUGUGCUGACUGUAUACUGUUCCCUCAAGCCGACCUCCUCCAGGAGACGCUGGACGCCUUCACCAGGGCUGCCGAGAGCGAGUUUGGCUGUUUGCUCGUCCGCGGUCGACUCGCAGUAGCUACUGAGAAAUGGUGGCGUCUCGCUCCUCAAGAGCUCGUCCUUCUUUCUGCCCUUGCAAAUCUGCCCCCUGGGAAGACAUCAUGUGACUGUCCAGUCUUUUUACCCCAAGGUAGCCCUAAUGUUGCGCUCAGGCUGCUGUGCUUCCAGCUGCUCCCUGGCGCCAUAGCUUGUGUCCUGUGUGGUCCCAGACCGUCUCUGUACCACGUCGAGAACGAGCAGGUUUGUCGUUUUUGGUCUCCCGUAGUGGAGAACCUGCGAUCCUGUUUGGACCAAGCCAAACGCUCGGCUCUGUCUCCUUCCGUCGGCCUCCGCCGGGACGUCCUAGCUCUCCUCCUAAUAAACCGUGAAUCGCGCAGAUCGGUGGAGUCUCUCGGCCACGCCUGCUCGAAAGCCACGCCUCUCCUUUCGCCGGCUCGUCGCUGGGAGCUUCUGCGCCUCUUUUACACGUUCGCGGCGACGCGCUAUUUCAGCUCGGAGGAGUCUCCGAGCUCAGAGCGUCCAACUGCCGAGCUGCUCCACGAGGAGUUUUCUGCAGGGUUCACACACCUGCCCGUGCACUGCUACCUCGUGACCGAUGAAUGUAAAUGCUACGCCGUGCAGACGCCUCAGCACCAGCUCUUCCUCCUCACUGACCUCUCCGUUCCCACGUUCGCUUUGCGCUCGGUCGCCACACACACUCUGGAUGCCGUCACCACGGCGACCGGCUUUUAGUGCGCCAGACAGCGUAGGCGUAAUUACUGGGAUAUAGUGCCAUGUUGGAGGUUCUGCCAAGCACGGUGGCGUCCCAUCCGGUGUGUUUCUCCCAGCGUGCCCGGGACAGACUCUGGAUCCAGCGCAACCCUGACCAGGAUAAAGAACUUACUUACGUGCCGAAGAUAAACAAACGGAUAUCCACACCGAUACACAGCUACGGACUGGGGGAGGAAACCGGAGUACCCGAAGGAAACCCCUGCAGCACAGAGAGAACAUGCAAACUCCACACACACAGGGCCACGGUGGGACUCGAACCCCGGAGGUGUGAGGUGAACGUGCUAACCACUAAGCCACCGUGCGCCCCUGUUUUCCGCACCAUUCUGUGUGAACGCUAGAGUGAAAAUCAGUGUGAAAAAUCCCACUGAAAUAUUUCUGAAAUACUCAACCCAGUACUAAGUCCGGCACCAACGACCAUAUCAGGGUCAAAGUCGCUGAAAUCACCCCUCCCUUCUGAUGUUUGAUGUGAAAUUUAACUAAAACUCUUCGCCUGUAUCCAACGGCUGUUUUUUAGCUGACAUCGGACUAACACCGAAAAUUCACCAUGUCAGCGAUUACACAGUUUGAAAAACGUUUUUCCAUGGACCGUCUGCCAGAUUGUCCGUAGAAAAAUAAUCAACACGUUCUGACCAAUCAGUAUCACGAAUUCAACAGUGUUGUGGUAUAAAAAUAUUUUAUUUUUAAAGGACAGUUUCUUCUGUGCCUGAGUUUGGUACUGUUCUUAAAGAAAGUGUGACUGUGAAUCAGUACCCAUUUUGCUGACCUAAUCAUUCUACCCAUUACAUUGAUUUUUUUUACCCAUUAGCAAAAUUGGGUUCAUUUUUAAGCCAGGAUUCUACUGCACUUCUGCCUGUAGUGGCCAGAAACGAUAAAAGUAUAAGCGUUUCUUAUUAUACAUUCAGUACAGAGAGCCUUUUAAUCAGCUGCUAGCUUGUCCUUUUGUCUGAUGUGAAACUGAAAUCCCAUCACAGAAACAUACUGGGUGAUGGAUUUUGUUCUUUACUGGUGAUACAUUAUUACGUUUUGCAGUCCUGCACGUUGAUGUAUUAGUGUUCUUAUCUUCUGUUAGAUGGAUCAGGAAUUUUUCCUCCACUUAAGCUGUUCUCAUCUUCUUUUUCUUCUUCUUCUUCUUCUUUUUGUUUUUUUCUUUUAAAUUUAUUACCAAGUUGUAUCUUGGACCGAAAUUCGUAUCCAGAUUUCACCGACAUCCCUAUGUUACUUUGCUUUAUAUUAAAUGUUAUUAUCAGUAGUGAGAGAAUACUGAGGAUCUGUA
Messenger RNA from Ictalurus punctatus (channel catfish), 2737 nucleotides. It is a transcript of the gene fuz, whose product is annotated as fuzzy planar cell polarity protein. The transcript has 3 exons. Gene Ontology annotation, biological process: non-motile cilium assembly; vesicle-mediated transport. The record is from RefSeq and is a predicted model, not a curated record. Lineage: Eukaryota; Metazoa; Chordata; Actinopteri; Siluriformes; Ictaluridae. The coding region runs from base 118 to 1425 and encodes 435 amino acids.